CACCCGUCUUCCAGUUGCCCGGGUUGAGAAACCCUGGCUCAGGGCCCUGGGGAAGCAGGGAGGCAUUUUAAGCAGGCAGCUGAGUGCCUUCAGGGCCCUUUUGUGACACCAGCGCCAAGUCACAGUGCCUCAGCCUCAGCUGCAGGGGAAGAAACCCCCCAAGGUGCAGCUGCACCGCUUUUGGGCCUUGGGCUGCCAAGGAGGUUGGUGACUCCCCGCGGCCUUUGAUGGAAUUCCUUGGCACCACCCAGACGGCCAGCUACUGUGGACCGAGGAAGAGCUGCCUGCUUCCGGAGGUGGCCCCCACCAGCAUCAGCCAGGACAGCUACCGGGCUUACUACCUGCCGGGCUACCGCUACCUGAACUCAUGGAGGCCCAGCUUGUUCUACAAAGUCUCCUCUUUCCGACCCAUUGACGAAGGCGUCGGGCGCGUUAGCGCCCCGCUGCGGCCCCCGACCAUCCUUCCCUCGGUGAGGUCGUCCCUCUUUGCCCGCUACAGUCCCCACGACUGGUACAAAGCGAACACCAUGCAGAUUAAGGGCUCGGAGGCAUACCGGCACUGGGCCGGGCGGCUGAACGCGGACAGCGCACGGCUCAUGCAAGACAAGGACCAGCUGACUUGGCAGCAGCAGGAGGAUUCUGGGAAGAACAUCGGGCAGAGGCUGGCCGACAUCGAUUUCUGGCGGUCUGAGCUGACCUACGAGCUUGAGCGGCUGCUGAACGAUACCCGUGCGCUGGACACUGCCAAGAGGCGCCUGGAGUGUGCUGCCGAUGAAGCCCAAGGGCCACUUCAGGUGGCCCUGGAAUGCUUAUACAAUCGGGAGAAACGAAUGGGAAUUGACUUGGUCCAUGAUAGCGUGGAAAAGAAUCUUAUACAGGAGGUUGAUUUGAUCAGAGCGUGCCAAGAGAAAAUGAGGAAGCUUGCAGAAAGAAUCGACCAGCAGAUUAACAUUAACAGAGAUGCUCAACAUGCACUUGAGAGGGAUCUUGGUGAUAAAAGUUCAGCUCAUUUCAUUGAUGAAAAAUGCUAUAAUUUGAGAAAUACUUCUGACAGUAUCAACUACUACCAUGGAAUUGAAAAGAUUGAUGGAACAGUCUCCGUCCCUGAAACGUGGGCAAAGUUUAGUGAUGACAACAUCCGGUAUUCCCAGAACGCCCGGGCCAACUCAGCCAUCCUCUGUGAGGAGGCGAACCACACGCUGGAAAUCACUUCGGAUGACAUGUGGAAGCAGUGGACAGACAGCAACCUGGCCUUCACCUCUCGCAUAUCGGAAAUAGCAGAUGCCAAGAACCAGCUGCAAGCACAGCUGGCUAAGACUCUGCAAGAAAUCUUCCAGACAGAAAAUACAAUCAUGUUACUGGAAAGAGCCAUAAUGGCCAAAGAAUGUCCACUCAAGGUGGCCCAGACCCGUCUUGAGGCGAGAACCAGGCGGCCCAAUAUGGAGCUAUGCCGUGACGUCCCACAGUUCAAGCUAGUGAAUGAAGUUUUCACCAUUGAUGACACACUGCAGACCCUGAAGUUGCGCUUGCGUGAAGCCCAGGAUACGCUCCAGCUGCUGAUCCUCAACAAGUCAAAACUGGAGCACGACCUCAUGGUGAAGGCCAACAGUCUCUUCGUCGACAAGGAAAAGUGCAUGGGGAUGCGCAAGACCUUUCCCAGCACGCCUCGCCUGGUCGGCUACACCUGAAUUUGCAACGGUCGCCUUCCGUGCUUCUGUGACAUAAAAGAUUGA
Candoia aspera is the source of this 1733-nucleotide messenger RNA. It is a transcript of the gene TEKT5, whose product is annotated as tektin 5. The transcript is spliced from 7 exons. The record is from RefSeq and is a predicted model, not a curated record. NCBI's taxonomy places the organism in Eukaryota, Metazoa, Chordata, Lepidosauria, Squamata, Candoiidae. Gene Ontology annotation, cellular component: microtubule cytoskeleton; sperm flagellum; nucleus. Gene Ontology annotation, biological process: cilium assembly; cilium movement involved in cell motility.